AUGGCGCCCCGGACCCGUGGCCACGGCUGGACCAAGGACGAGAUGCAAGUCUUCACCAUCAGUGUCCAAGAGGAUAUGAGGGACCCGCGGAUCCACUCUUACAUGCAGGUUUACGUCCUCACUGGUAGAAAGCCGUUGAAGCCAGGCACCGGCGCCGCCUCAAGAACCAGCUGA
Colletotrichum navitas is the source of this 174-nucleotide messenger RNA. RefSeq lists its product as uncharacterized. The transcript is spliced from 2 exons. The record is from RefSeq and is a predicted model, not a curated record. The coding region runs from base 1 to 174 and encodes 57 amino acids. NCBI's taxonomy places the organism in Eukaryota, Fungi, Ascomycota, Sordariomycetes, Glomerellales, Glomerellaceae.